Aethalodelphis obliquidens (Pacific white-sided dolphin) is the source of this 1271-nucleotide messenger RNA. It is a transcript of the gene CXXC4, whose product is annotated as CXXC finger protein 4. The transcript is spliced from 2 exons. NCBI's taxonomy places the organism in Eukaryota, Metazoa, Chordata, Mammalia, Artiodactyla, Delphinidae. Gene Ontology annotation, cellular component: nucleus. Gene Ontology annotation, molecular function: methyl-CpG binding; zinc ion binding. The record is from RefSeq and is a predicted model, not a curated record. The coding region runs from base 1 to 1122 and encodes 373 amino acids.
AUGAACACCAAUGUCUGCGUGGAGCCCGGGCCGAGCCCGGAGGCCCCGGGCUUGCCCAAGGAAAGCCACCUGCCCGAGGGGGCCCUGAACAGCCUUGUGGAUUACAACUCGGAGAUGGAGCGCUACCGCUCCUUUGCCACCUCCUUCUACAAGACCAACGGGGGCGCCUUCCCGCAGGCAGCCAAGAUCGCGCGCAUCACCACCCCCAUCUUCCCCAGCAGCGCCGCCGCCGCCGCGGCCGCCGCGCGCAUCGGCAUGUCCCCCUGGAACUGCGACAACGCGGCCACCGCCGCCGCCGCCACCGCCAUGCUCUGGGGCAGUGGCGGGGGCGGCGGAGGCGGAGGCGGCGGCGGCGGGGGCGGCGGCGGGGGCGGCGGGGGCAGCAGGAAAUCCUCUUCCGCCGCCGCCUCCUCCUCCGCCGCCUCCUCGGCGAUCCUCCCCGCCGGCGGUGGCGGCGGCGGCGGUGGUGGCGGCGGCGGCGGCGGCGGCGGCGGCGGCGGCGGCGGCGGCGGCAGCAGGACCAGCAUGCACCACCGAAACGACUCCCAGAGGCUGGGGAAAGCUGGCUGCCCGCCAGAGCCGUCGUUGCAAAUGGCAAAUACUAAUUUCCUCUCCACCUUAUCCCCCGAACACUGCAGACCUUUGGCGGGGGAAUGCAUGAACAAGCUCAAAUGCGGCGCUGCUGAAGCAGAGAUAAUGAAUCUCCCCGAGCGCGUGGGGACUUUUUCCGCUAUCCCGGCUUUAGGGGGCAUCUCAUUACCUCCAGGGGUCAUCGUCAUGACAGCCCUUCACUCCCCCGCAGCAGCCUCAGCAGCCGUCACAGACAGUGCGUUUCAAAUUGCCAAUCUGGCAGACUGCCCGCAGAAUCAUUCCUCCUCCUCUUCGUCCUCCUCGGGGGGAGCUGGCGGAGCCAACCCGGCCAAGAAGAAGAGGAAAAGGUGUGGGGUCUGCGUGCCCUGCAAGAGGCUCAUCAACUGUGGCGUCUGCAGCAGUUGCAGGAACCGCAAAACGGGACACCAGAUCUGCAAAUUUAGAAAAUGUGAAGAGCUAAAGAAAAAACCUGGCACUUCGCUAGAGAGAACACCUGUUCCCAGCGCUGAAGCAUUCCGAUGGUUCUUUUAAAGCAGUAGUAUAUCUUAUUUUCAAGGCAUUUGGAAGUGAAAGGCAAACUAAAUGUCUUGUUUUAAGAAACUGCUUAGUCCACCACUGAAGAAAAUAUCCAGAUAUUAUUUUCAUUUUAUGUAUAGGGGUUUCUUCAAAAAAAAAAAAAA